AUGUCAACUUGUCAAUAUGAGUACCUUUUCUUCCGCAUCGCCAAAGACAAUGCGAUCGCGUCGUCGGCUACAAAGUACAAACAGCUGCGCCUCCAGGCCUUAUCCGUUGCACCGACUUCAUUUUCAUCUACUCACGAGAUCGAAUCUUCCCUCCCGGAUACUGAAUGGGUUGACCGAAUCUCAGAGAACGGAAGGGAGAUUUUCAUAUGCGCUGCGAAACCCACAAAAACCAGUCAAUCAAAUUCGCAAAUCCCAGAACAGACCACGUGGGUAGGCCAGUUGACUUUACGAGGCCCACUCAGCCCAGAAGACUUUAUUCUACCUGAGGAAUCCGGUCAGAAAAAGCCCGCAGAAGGCAAGGACCAGGAGCUUUGGCAGAUGCUCAGCUUGUUUACUCUGCCCGACCACCGUGGUCGCGGAUUAGGGAAGAGGCUGUGUCAGGAGGCGUUGAGUUACUUAGCCUCAUAUAAGGACUCUCCACGUGAGCUCUGGGUGCGGUUGAUGGUAAAGCCAGAGAACCAUGCAACAGUCAGCUUGUAUCGGGGCCUAGGGUUUGCGGAGGCUGGAAAGUGUACUCUCGCUGAGGCAUUGGUUGCGAACGGAGACAAGGAUCUGCUACCAGAAAAUAUCACUGGGGAGAAGUAUACGUCGAGAAGUGGGUUGAUCAUGAUGUUAGAGAUUCGUCGCUCGUGA
This is a messenger RNA of Penicillium cataractarum, 693 nucleotides long. Its product is annotated as GNAT family N-acetyltransferase. The coding region runs from base 1 to 693 and encodes 230 amino acids. The transcript has a single exon. The record is from RefSeq and is a predicted model, not a curated record. Gene Ontology annotation, molecular function: acyltransferase activity, transferring groups other than amino-acyl groups. Lineage: Eukaryota; Fungi; Ascomycota; Eurotiomycetes; Eurotiales; Aspergillaceae.